Messenger RNA from Rotaria sordida, 1041 nucleotides. The record is from the annotation of a GenBank genome assembly. Lineage: Eukaryota; Metazoa; Rotifera; Eurotatoria; Philodinida; Philodinidae.
AUGGCAAAUAACGAAAGUUUACCAAUUGAUUUUGAUGAAUUUGUAAAAUUAACAAAUAUAUCUCAUUGGAUUUAUCGUGUAUGGACAAUACUAUAUAAUAUUCUUGGUAUUACUGGCAAUAUUUUUGCAUUAUUUAUAUUUAUUCAUUGGACAAAACGAUUAUCUCUAUAUAUUUAUUUUAGUUUUUUAUGUAUUAUAAAUAUUUUAGUUAUAUUUAUUGAUAUGAAUUAUCAUUUUCUUAUUCCAUUUACAACUAAUAGUAAAAUUUUAAUAGAAAAUUUUCUUCCAAAAGCAUGUAAAUGUAUAUUUUUUUUAACAUAUUUUUUUCGUUAUUUGUUUAUAUGGAUUAUUGUUAUGAUUAAUAUUGAUCGUUGUUUAUAUUUAAGUGAACAUUCAUUUAGAAAAAUUCUAUGUCAACAACGUACAGCAAAAAUAAUUUGUUGUAUAUUAAUUUUAUUUUCAUUUUUUGCUAAUUUUCAUUUUUUAAUUUAUUUUAAUCAACCAAUUAUAACUCAAAUUCCAACAAAUAAUACUUGUUUCAUAGAUGGACUUCUUUGUCAUUGUAAAACAUCACAUCCAACAUAUAGAGUUUUUUGGAAAACUAUUUGGCCAAUAUAUAAUCUUAUUAUAUUUGCUAUUAUUCCAUUAUUUAUUAUCAUUAUUUGUUGUAUAUUAAUUAUUCGAAAUAUAUAUUUAACAAGAAAAAAUAUUUAUGGAAAAAGACAUGAUUCAGAUGUAUCUGUUAAAUCAAAAAAUGAUCAUUUACAUUCAAUAACAAAAACAUUAAUAUGUCUUGAUUUAUUAUUUCCUAUUACAAUAUUUCCAACAUUAUUUUUACAAAUUUAUGUUAAUUAUAAUGCACCUAAAACUUGUUUGAAGAUUGGAACAUUGAAUUUAAUUUUUUCAAUUGGAUUUGCAAUGAUAUAUAUUAAAAAUACAUUUGCAUUUUUUAUAUUUUAUUUAACAGGACAAAAAUUUCGUCGUGCUUUUUCAGCAUUAGUUCAUGGUAGAAAAGUAUCUGAUUCUACAGAUAGUCAUUGA